AGCGGGAGGGACUGGCGAGUGGGAGGGGUUUCACUGCAGCAGAGCGGCGGCGGCGGCAGAGGCAGCGGCGGAGCCAGUGCUGGGCUGGGAUGGAGCAGAAGCUCGCCGGGCACCGGAGGGCAGAUCACUGAGUGCGCCCGCUGCCGCGGACCUGAGCCCCGAGCCUUUUGGACUGUGCGCGCAGACGAGAUCGCUCGGGACUAGGGAAGCAACCUGCCUCCCGUGGCCAGUCUCUCUCAGGGGGCGCCUCACUCCACGGAGGAAGAAGAGCUGGAGCUCUGAGAGGAGCCCAGGCCAGAGCUCUAGGGGUACCAUGGUCUGCCACACUUUCUUUACCCUGCUCGUCUUCGCGACAGGUUUAAGAGUACAGAGUCUGCCUAUAUCAACCACCCUUCCUGUUUCUCUUCCGGCAACCACAUCACCUUCAAUCCAGACCAAUCCUCAACAAAAUAUUCUUAAUGUUACCAUCUCCCCCAGUAAUAACACACAGAGUAACUCAUUAUUAACAGUGACAUUGUCAACUGAGAUAACUCCACUUCCUGAAAAUAUAUCAGUAACACCAAGAGACCAAGAGAGCACCAGCAGAAUUUCCAUUCAAGAGUCAACAGUUACUGCUAUUGUUCAGGGGGGAGGAGGAACAGACCAAAACCAGUCCUUGGCCAGCACAUUGCCAACAGGCAGCCAAGACCAGCUUACAACCAGCGUUGCUGGGCUUAGCUCUGCAAUACCAGAGGUCAGUAAUGAUACAGAUACUCUAAGGACAGUUUCCCCUCCUCCAUCAGACACAGAAGCAGUCACUUCAGCUCAGGCGUCAGUCUCACCUUCUUCAUCACCAUCUUGGUUGCCACCAAAGAUAUCUCCAACCAAUGUCGUCACAGACUCCAUUACAGCUGAGAGUACGACCCACCAAGAGAGCAGUGAAGGACCCUUAGGGACUCCCACAGCUACAUCCCCUGGAGCUGACCUCAUUCCCAAUGAGACACCAAUACUUCCUACUUCAUCUGGGCCUGUGACAGAAGAAACAACUUCCCAAGGGACUGUGCCAACAUAUGAGGUGGAAGGGACUGAUGGUAAUACGGUGUCUCCUCGGAUAAUCAUGGAAGAAGUUGAACAUGCAUUAAGUUCAGGAAGCAUCGUAGCCAUUACCGUGACAGUGAUUGCAGUGGUAUUGCUGGUGUUUGGAAUAGCCGCCUAUCUGAAAAUCAGGCAUUCUUCCUACGGAAGGCUGCUGGACGACCAUGACUAUGGAUCCUGGGGUAACUACAACAACCCACUUUAUGAUGACUCCUAACAGAGGAACAUGGAAUGGGACAAGACAUUUAUGUUCUUUAAUUUAAAAGUGCUUAUCCAGUAGCAUUAAUGCUAAUUACCUGAUAUGCAUUCAAUGACAAUCCUGUGGCCUGUUUUGUUGGUUUUAUUGUUUGUUUGGUUUUUAAAAUUUUUUUAUUUUUCUUCUCUUCUGGUUUCUGCUUCCCUUCUCUUUAAACAAACAAACAAACAAACAAAGAGAGCUAUCAUUUUUAGGUGAAUCCAAAUUAAAUCUCAACUGAAUGAGACAACUUGGAUGUUCAGACCACCCUGGCUGCUUUGGAGAAGGGAUGUACUUUGGUGGGGAGUAAGGAUGGCUUUUAUGUGGGAAAUCAUAUUAAAUCUCCAUAAAAGCAAGCCAGAGAAAAUGAUCACUGGAGGACUUUUCAUAUGCAGGGGCUCAUAUUUCUCCGAUUCCUUUUUAAUCUCUGUUUAUCUGGUCCUGGAUCCCAGCUGCAGCUUUGCAGAAAUGGUUGCAGGCUCUUUCGUCUCCUAAUUAAGGAAUGAUCAAAAUAGAAGGCGCAUGAAAGGAGGGAGCCUGCCGAGGGGCAGAAUUAACAAGUGAGUUUCAGAUCCUGACGUGUUCCUUGGUUGUCUGCUUCACAAGGUGUCUCCCAUUAAGGAUGCCAAAGGCAUCCAACUUCCCUUGGAAAAGCCCGUGCACGUGCAAGCUCAUUGAUGGGCCCAGUGAGGGUCCUUUAAGGUGAACUUAGUUCAAGGCAGGAGAGGGAGACAGGUAAGAAUGCCAGCCCAUAUGGCGUUCUGAGAGUAUCUGGAUAUUUGGGUAUGAAAGUCGGGGCAGGGAUGCAGAAAAGGCAGUGUCAGAGAACUCUGGGUAGGCUGUGGCCUACACCUUACCUGAAAGAAUCCACAGAAUCCUCUCCAUGGGUUCCUGAAGUCACUGUCCACAGCCUUCUUGCCUUUCAGUAAACCAAGGUCAACUGCAGAUGCUUCUGAAAGUCAUUUCUUCAACUUCUCAGCUCCACAUCCCUCCAGAUAGGGAGUGUACAGCAGGAUCAGCUCAUUUCUUGUCCCCUAGUUCCUGCAUUCUCUGGGUCCUCUCUUAUUCACCGCAUGGACAAGCCAGGGCAUGAAUUUUAUUUCCUGCAUAAAGAAACUUGAUUAAAUGCCAGCAUCCUUUUAAGGAAGUGGAACUAUUCUAGAACAAUGCUCACUCAGACAAAAUGAGGCCCUUGUAGAUAAAUAGAUUUGUUUGUUUGUUGUUAACAACAGUUAUUGCCCCUUGACAGCUAUAAUCAUCACACUGACCUUUACAACAUUUGAGUAUCCUGGUAAGAUACAAAUAUACUUUGUACUUGUUUUCAAACACGUCAUCACCCCCUCUCCUGUGAUGAGCACAGUCUAAAUUACAUAGAGGAUGAGGAAUCCCAGUUAGGUAUUAUUUCACUCAGUCAACAAGCAUCUAUUAAAGCACUUGCCUUGUGCCAGGCAGUGUGCUAAGCUCCAAAGAUACAAAGAAAGGCAAAAGUCAAUAAAAAUAAAAAACCAGCCCCUGCUCUCAAGGAGCUUGCAAUCGAACCCUUGUGGCUGAUGGAUAACAUGGUUGGUGCACAGUCACUCUGAGCUGUUGGCUCUUCUCCACCUCUCUGGUCUCCCAAAAAUGUUGUACUCUACGCUUAAACAAUGACAAUGGGCACAAUCCCAGUUUAUGUCCUUUCUUCCACCACUGCCCCAAAAUGGAACUGUCCCCUCACCUCUCAGGUGCCAAAAUGGAGUGUUUUCUGCCACUAUAACCCUUCACUGCAAGGGUUUAGUAGGGAUAAAGAAGACAGGAGGCAUUUAUUAGAGAGUAUAGAUGACUCUUUAAAAAGGCAACAGGAGACAAAGAACCUCUGUUUAACAUUUCUCUAUCCUCUAGCUAUCUAACAAUUUUUUAAAAAUACAAAUCCUUUUUCCCAUUUUAUCUUCUCAUCUUUUCAGGAACAAUAGAAACAGUAGUUUUCACAUUACUUGUCAGCCAUGAAGCUUCUUGCAUGUGCUUUGUAGAGUCUUUAAUAGAAAAAGGUAGAAAGGACCAAACAGCCUCUCUGGCCAUAGUCCCUCCUAGUCACUUCUCUACUCCCACCUCUUCCUCUCCAGUCUUCCUUACCCAGCAACCCCCAUUGUUCUAAAUGUGACAUGUUCCUUGAAGACAGCGCCUGUUUCACCUUUGUCUUUAUGUCUCCGCAGCACUGUGCACUGGCACAUAGUAGGUAUUUAAUAAAUUGGUAGUUAGCUGCUUUAUUCAUUGACUCCCAGGGCUCUUGUCCAGUUGAGGAGCAAGGAAGGAAUACCAGAAGCCCACUCUGGGAAACAAAAGACCAUGUUAAAAACAAGGAAAUUCAUUCAAGAUACUCAUAUAGCAUUUUAGCCAGGAGAUGUUAGCUCCUCUGGACGUUGGGUUCUGCCCCUGAAAUUUUAAAUAACCACCAGAGAGUUCAGACUCUGGCUAAGGAAUCAAUCAACAAACAUUUAUUAAGCACUUACUAUAUGCCAAGCACUGGGCUACGCCCUGAGGAGAUCUUUAAAAAGUGAAAAGUAUCUGUUUUCAUUCUAGGGAGAGAGACAAUAUAUACACAGAUAAAUCCAGAGAUGGAAGGCAGCCUUAGAAUAGAGUAUUAGCAGCUAAUAGAACCAGAAAAAAAAUCUCCUACAGGAAAUAGCACUUAAAUGACAUCUUUUUUUUUUUUUAUGUGAGGCAAUUGGGGUUAAGUGACUUGCCCAGGGUCACACAGCUAGUAAGUGUUAAGUGUCUGAGACUGGAUUUGAACUCAGGUACUCCUGACUCCAAGGCCGGUGCUCUAUCCACUGCGCCACCUAGCUGACCCCACUUAAAUUACAUCUUAAAGAAAGCCAGGGAUUCUGACAGUUGGAGGUUGGGAAGAAGAGCAUCCCAGGUAUGGGAUUCCUCCAGUGAAAAGGCUGAAAAAGGAUGGGAGACAGAAUAUAUGUGGCCAGUAUAUUUGGACCAUAGAGUAUAUGGAGGGGAGUAAUGUGUUAGAUGACUGGAAAAAUAGGAAGGGGCCAUGUUGGAAAGAGGUUUGGACGUCAAAUAAAGAAGUCUAGGGGCAGCUAGAUGGUGUAGUGGAUAAAGCACCGGCCCUGGAUUCAGGAGGACCUGAGCUCAAAUCCGGCCUCAGACACCUAACACUUACUAGCUGUGUGACCCUGGGCAAGUCACUUAACCCCACUUGCCUCACCAAAAAAAAUUUUUUUUAAUUAAAAAAAAAUUUUUAAAUAGAAGUCUAUAUUUGAUCAGAGUCAUGAGAAAGUCAUUUUGAACUUAAAGAAAAUCAUUCCGGCAGCUGUUAUGGAUAAUGGAUUGGAAUGGGAAGAGACUUGAAACAGGGAAACAAAUGACUCUAAAGUCCAGAUGAAAGGCAAUGAGGGUCCAACUUAUUCUGGAGGCUAUGUUAGUGGAGAGAAGGGAAUAUAUGUGACUGGCAGAGAGAAACAAAUGACUAUAUUUGGCAAUUCAUUGGAUAUGAGGGAGGAAUUUAAAAUAACACUGAGAUUGAGAACCUGAGGGACCAGAAGGAUAAUGGUGGCCUUCACAAUAAUAGAGAAGUUCAAAAGCUGGAUAGUUUUAUGAGGGGAUAAUGAAUUCUUUUUUGAACAUGUUGAGAUACAAAUGUUGAAUUCAUAGGAACAGUAACAAUUCAUGUCAAUAGGAUUCAGGAAGCAUCUGUUUUUUUUUUAACCAAAGAGUUGUUUAUGCUGGGUCCCAACUGUAUCCCAUAUUAGUCAGUCCAUCAGUCAAUCAUUUUUAAGCACCUACUAUGUGCUAAACAUUGGGGAUACAAAGAAAAGUGAAAGUCAAUUCCUGCUUUUAAGAAACUCACAGAAAAAAAGGGAUGAGAAAACAUGCAAACUGGUGACAGUCAGCAGAGGAAGGUACUAGCAUUGAGGAGCACUGGGAAUGACUUCUUGGAGAAGAUGAUGUUUUAGCUGAGACUUGAAGGAAGCCAGGGAAAUUGGCUGCUCAGACUGAGAUGUCCUAAUCACAAGGGAGGAUCUUACACCAAUGGGCCUGGAGGUAGAGACAUAGACCUCAGACUGAAUGACUACUCAGAAAAAUCCUAAUAAUAAUUUUUCCUAUAUGUAAUAUAGGAUAAUUUGAUCAUAAAGAAUCUCAUCGGGGCAGCUAGGUGGCUCAAUGGAUAAAGCAUUGGAUAAAGGACCUGAGUUCAAAUCUAGCCUCAGACACUUGACACUUACUAGCUGUGUGACCCUGGGCAAGUCACUUAACCGUCAUUGCCCUGCCAAAAAAAAAAGUCCAGUCCCUUAAAAGAAAAGACUUUCAUCACUAUUGGUGUGACUUAAGUCAUCUCACCAAAGAAAUGAAGCCAAUUGAUAUGACUGGUUUAGGGAAACAGACUUUUAACUUCUCUUCACCAUCAGGAGAACAUUACCAGUGCAACUGGGUGAUAAAUAGUACAAACCAUGAAGGAAAUAAUUUGCAUGAAAUGUCAUGCUGUUUAUUAAACAGGCAGACAGGCUGACCUGCCUAGAUCAUUGAGACAGACAUAGGAGAAAUGGGUGCCAUUUUGUGAGACAUUCUAUGUGACUCUGCAUAAGUUGACCACACUCAAUGUAUUUUUGCUUAUUUAUCCAUACAAUGGAGGUGAUGCUCAUCUCCAAUCCUCCCAUCACCUCCUCUCUCACAGAUAAAUUAUGAGGUGAAUGAGGUCACAUCUGCAAUGUGUUUGUAGCCUCUGGAAAAAAUGACUAUAAAUAUUAAGUAUUAUGUAGGCGUGUAAGUGAUUUUAGUAUCUCAAUUGCUGAUAUAUGAAUCUCUUGUUCCUACUUCCAAAUGCAAAAGUAUAGCUAUAUCCUGGCAUCAUCCAAGAGACAUCAUGACUAUGUCCUACCCUCAUAAAGUAGAUUGCUGGGGUACCACUUCUGGGCACUGACAGCCUACAACCUUGAAUUCCAGUCUCUAGCUUCAAAUGGAAGUGUAACCUCAUUGAACAUAAUCAACAUGGGUUGUCAGGUAGUAUUUCAGGGUCCAGGGAUACUGAAAUAGUACAGCAAGGAAGCCUAAAUUCCAAAGACAGACACAAACAUCCCAUCUUCUGCCUAGUCCUUGUUGGGAUUUCUUUGGAUUCCACGUCACCUGUUUGUCCUUCAUCAUUCUUGCACAGUUGCAUGACUCAAUCCUUUUUCUCUCGGAAGAGAGCACAGAUCCUAGCUGGACCAGAUGCUAAUUUGUACAAUAAUUCACCUUCUUUGCCUUUGUCAAAUGAAUGUAUCACUCACACCUUGCUUUUAAAAGUAGUGGUUGUAAUGGAUGAUGGAUAGAACCAAAUAAAUUUUUUUAAAUGGUUUACUUUUCUUGGGGGUGGGAAAAACUGUCCUUGCAAGCUGGGAAUGCAAGUGGGCAAAUUGAUUGGAUAUUUAAUGUCAUUGUAACCACAUUUGUCAUAAGACAUCCCACAUACCAAUUAUCUUACCUAUUAAAGUUGUUUUAAGUG
Dromiciops gliroides (monito del monte) is the source of this 6782-nucleotide messenger RNA. RefSeq names its product prostate androgen-regulated mucin-like protein 1 (gene PARM1). Gene Ontology annotation, cellular component: Golgi apparatus; plasma membrane; late endosome. Lineage: Eukaryota; Metazoa; Chordata; Mammalia; Microbiotheria; Microbiotheriidae. The transcript is spliced from 4 exons. Bases 314 to 1291 code for a protein of 325 amino acids. The record is from RefSeq and is a predicted model, not a curated record.